AUUGUCUGCUCCUCCUCCGUUCCUUUUUUUUUGAUUUUUGGAAUUUUAUGUUCCACCAUUCUUAUACUCUUCUCUCUUUCUCAGAAGCUGCAAAACCACAAACCAUAGCCGCAAGAGAGUGAGAGGAGAGAUUGAGAAUUCUCUUUUGUGAGCAGUCCGAUGAUACUUGUGUGUCUAGGAAUCAUCAUCACACUACAACGUAUUCACCUGAGUUCUGACAACAACAUUUUGAGGAAACUUACAUAAGAGAGAUGGCUGAAAACGGCGUCGUUCCAGGAGGAGGAGGAGGGCGUAACGUUAUGGUGGGCGUGAAGUUCGAUGAGUCGAGCAAUGAGCUGCUUGAUUGGGCUUUGGUUAAGGUUGCUGAACCGGGUGAUACCGUCAUCGCUCUUCAUAUUCUCGGCAAUGAGAUCGUUGAUCGAGCAGACAACUCUUCGCUUAUCUCCAUUGUUAAGAAUUUUGACUCUGUUCUUGAAGUCUAUGAAGGUUUCUGCCAAUUGAAACAGGUGGAGUUGAAGUUGAAAUUAUCCCGAGGUUCUUCUUCUAGAAAGAUUCUAGUUAGAGAAGCAAAAUUGUGUUCUGCAUCUAAAGUUGUAGUUGGAAUCUCCAGACGUUACCAUACAAUUCAUUCAUCUGUCUCCGUGGCUAAGUACUUAGCCAGAAAAGUAUCAAAAGAUUGUUGUGUUCUGGCUGUUGACAAGGGGAAAGUCAUGUUUCAGAAAGAUGGCUCCUCAUCGAUCAUUCAUCACUCUCAAGGAAAAAGCGAUGCUCGUAGGACCACUUUGUCUAAUUUCUUUCAGAUGCCUACCACAAUGAAAAAGAAUACAAAAGUAGUAAACCAUCCCGAGGAGGAAGAGGAAGAGUCGGAGGAGCAUCAUUCCAAUGGCCAGAGUCUACGGCGUUCUUUAGUCUCUGCAUGCCUUGGGAAUUGCUCAGUUCGUGAUAUGAAUUCUAUGCCUUCUGAAUCUUUAAGUUCUAAUGGUGAUCAAGAUGAUAAUGCGGAUUUCCACAAGGCCAUGGCGCUUGUGCCCGCUAAAUUUCCAGAAGAUUUGAACCGAUUCAUUACUAUGCUGGUAAAGGAACUGCCUGAAUUUAGACCAGGUUGGCCUUUGCUUUGUCGUGUAGCCCCUUCAGAUGUAUUAGCUUCUGCUCCGCGAAGCUCUUCGUUCAGAAAGAUACCAGUUGUCCAGUGGGUGCUGAAGCUACCUUCUAGGACCAAUUCUGUUGUUGGAGACACUAAGCAGAUUGGUUUUGAUUCUUCAGAAUCUGAAGAUACUAAGCUUUUGUCAACUGUUCCUGAUGAAAAUGAUUCUACGAUCGUGAAAUGUUCUCUUGAUUCUAGCUCAAGUAGAUUCCUAGAGGAUGUGGAUGAUCUUCGGGCGAGGAUAUCCACAUCUUGCCAGUUUUUUAAGUACAAGGAACUUGUGUCAGUGACAUCCAAUUUCUCUGCUGAUAAUUUCAUCGGAAAAGGAGGCAACAGCCGGGUUUUUAGAGGUUACCUGCCAAAUGGAAGAGAGGUUGCAGUGAAAAUUCUCAAGCAAACCGAAUGUGUGUUGAAGGAUUUUUUGGCAGAGAUUGACAUCAUCACAACCUUACACCAUAAAAACGUUAUUUCACUCUUAGGUUAUUGCUUUGAAAACCAUAACCUAUUACUGGUAUACAAUUAUCUCUCAAGAGGAAGCCUUGAAGAGAAUCUUCACGGCAACAAAAAGGACCUUGUUGCAUUUCGUUGGAACAAGAGAUAUAAGGUGGCUGUGGGAAUAGCUGAGGCCUUGGACUAUCUGCAUAAUAAUGCUCCACAACCUGUCAUUCACAGAGAUGUUAAGUCAUCAAACAUAUUACUGUCUGAUGAUUUUGAGCCACAGCUUUCUGAUUUUGGGCUUGCAAAGUGGGCGUCACAAUCUACAACUCAGAUAAUCUGCUCCGAUAUUGCAGGAACCUUUGGCUAUUUAGCUCCAGAGUACUUUAUGUAUGGCAAGAUGAACAAUAAGAUAGAUGUCUAUGCAUACGGUGUUGUACUCCUCGAGCUUCUUUCUGGACGAAAACCGGUUAAUAGUGAAUCUCCAAAGGCUCAAGAGAGUCUUGUUAUGUGGGCGAAGCCGAUUCUGGAUAACAA
This is a messenger RNA of Camelina sativa (false flax), 2116 nucleotides long. The record is from RefSeq and is a predicted model, not a curated record. Lineage: Eukaryota; Viridiplantae; Streptophyta; Magnoliopsida; Brassicales; Brassicaceae.